Messenger RNA from Malassezia globosa CBS 7966, 2136 nucleotides. RefSeq lists its product as uncharacterized. The transcript has a single exon. Gene Ontology annotation, cellular component: cytoplasm. The record is from RefSeq and is a predicted model, not a curated record. Gene Ontology annotation, biological process: phosphatidylcholine biosynthetic process; phosphatidylethanolamine biosynthetic process. The coding region runs from base 1 to 2136 and encodes 711 amino acids. Lineage: Eukaryota; Fungi; Basidiomycota; Malasseziomycetes; Malasseziales; Malasseziaceae. Gene Ontology annotation, molecular function: choline kinase activity; ethanolamine kinase activity.
AUGCACGGUGCGUACACAUGUGCUUGCGGAAAGAGCGCAAGAAUUAGUACUAACACGUUUGGUGUUACUGUGUUUGUCUUUUGCAGCACGGCUGAUACACUUGAGUUCAAACAGAAAGUUUUAACCAUGUUCUCCGACGAACUGGGCCUGCAGGGAUGGACGCAGGCGUCUGUUGCACCUGCGCUUUUCCCACUCCAGGCUGAACGUCUUACACUCAAGCGCAUCAGUGGCGCAUUCACCAACGCCGUCUUUUUUGUCGGGUACAAUGCAGCUCCGGGCCAAUCACCGUCACCGCCAACACUUCUCUUGCGUGUGUAUGGUAUAGGAAGUGAAGCGCUACUUUCAAGACGUAGCGAGCUGUUGAUUCUACACACGUUAUCGAGUCUUUACGAGAUUGGGCCGCAUAUUCUCGGCACUUUUGCGAACGGGCGUGUCGAGGAGUUUUAUGAGUGUGAACCGAUAGGUCGCCUCGGUCUCCGCGACUUUGGCUCACCAGAGAAUGAAGGUCCGGCAUGCUGGGUCGCUCGCCGCAUGCGCGAGAUGCAUGAAGUGCCGCUCGAUGUCAUGCGCACCGUGCUUGAGCAGGGUGACUUGAAGUCGCCUAGUGUUGGAUUUGGACGCGGGAUUGAGAACAACAUCAUGGCCUCGAGUCACCAUCUCAGUCGCCGCCGACACCGUCCUACUGAAACAAGCUCGCCGGCGUGGCUCAGUUACAGCUACUUUGCGCAUCCGUCGCCAGGCCUCUUUCCUAAGCAAGCGAAUGCGUCAACGAUGUCGUUUGACUCUUUGGCCACUAGCUACGACUCAAUGGCAAGCCCAAUCCGCUCCAUACUUACGCCCAAUGGCGUGCCAACUAUGCCAGGCGACUCACACAUGAGUCCACUCGCCCUUGGACCUUCCGACGCGCCACCACUGUCCACCUCGCCGGCAUCACGAGCCCCUUACCCAGGUGUUUGGCGCCGCCUUAAGCGCUGGACGCGCGAAGCUAGCAAAGUUGUUGAAUAUGUGAAUGCAUUCGCCAAUUCUCCCGAAGGCCAUGCCGUCUGUGAAGCGUAUGGUGUGGGUCCCCUUCCUGUGACUCUCGACACACCCCGGCCGUCGAAAGUGGCUCUUGCCGAGGAACUUCGUGCUACCCGAUAUCUCUUUCAAGAUAUGAUGCGAUGUCUUUUGGCUGUGGACUUGCCGAUGCUGUGUUUCGAAAUUUCCGCGUACAAGCAGUAUGUGCGUGCUUGGGAACGUGCGGAAGGCAAGAGCCGCCGUGUAUUUUGUCACAAUGAUUCCCAAUAUGGGAACUUACUUUUGCUGCGCUUGAACGAGCGCGGCGAACUACCAGCCAUGGCUUCAGGUAUGCCACGGGACGAACCUGUAUCAUUCGGCAAACCACCUAGGGAUGCAUCACCUUAUCUCUCUUCUCGCUCUCGCUCGCGAUCGCGAUCUCGUUCACACACAAAGGAGCCGCAUCAGCGGCUCGUAGUUAUUGACUUUGAGUAUUCAAUGCCGAAUCCUCGUGCGUUUGACAUCGCGAAUCAUUUUCACGAAUGGCGUGCCGACUACGUUCAUCCAACGCUAUCUUGGAGCCUUGCGCACCACGGUGCAUAUCCAACAAGAGAAGAACGUCAGCGAUGGCUGCAUGCAUACGUGGAUCAAGGUCGCCGCAUGCAUAAACGAGGCCACAGUCCAUCGAAGCUUCUGACUCCUGAAAUGUUACCUAGUGUGUCAGAAAUGGCGCUGCCCCCUUCUGUAACAUCAGAAACUCCCGGAUCAACUCAGUGCUCGCCUAAAAGCUUGGCUUCGCCACGCUCCCCCCAUUCUAUUCAGGCACAAAUUGAUCGUCUUGAACAAGAGGUUAGUGUCUGGUCUCCUGCAGUGCAUGCUGUAUGGGGUCUAUGGGGCGUUGUAAUUGCUGGUGACGAAAUUUCCAUGUUGUUAGAUCACAUGAAAAAGUACGUGCAGUCCACGCCGCAGGGUCUGGUGGUGGACGUCAAAGCUUUGGACGACGACGCACAUUCCAAAGCUGAUCAUUCGGAAGAGUUUGAUAAUUUGCGCUUUGCACUGGGGCGCUUUGAAAUGUUCCGACAGGAGCUUGAAGAACGGGGUGUACGGCCACAGUCACAGGUACAGUUGCACAAAACAUAG